This is a messenger RNA of Drosophila willistoni, 646 nucleotides long. RefSeq lists its product as uncharacterized. NCBI's taxonomy places the organism in Eukaryota, Metazoa, Arthropoda, Insecta, Diptera, Drosophilidae. The transcript has 2 exons. The coding region runs from base 136 to 639 and encodes 167 amino acids. The record is from RefSeq and is a predicted model, not a curated record.
UUUAUGAAUUUUCAUUUUGCCUCACAGAAAGCAACGAGCAGUACAGAGGAAAAGACUGCGAGGAGCAAAAUCUUUUGCUCCGUUAUUCAGAAGUUUUUCAGUUUUUUUGUGAAGGUUAAAAACGAAUUGUGAAAAAUGCCUGGACCUAAUCCGAAACCAUAUUUGCUAUAUAAAUGGCAAAAGCAAUUGGGAGAAUCGUGUUAUACACCAAAAAAUGGUUACAUGCAUUGUAGUUUGUGCUGCACUUUGGUUACAGCAAAUCGACGUUCGCAAUUGGUUAAUCAUUUGCGUUCCAGGCGCCAUCAGAAUGCCUUAGCUGAGUCGAUUAGCUUCGAUUUGCCCUUGUCUUUGAUCGAACCUGAAGGAGGUUCGCCCCAGCAGUCCCCGCUGCUACCGAUGACUCCCUUGUGUGCCUUGAACGAGGAUAGCUUCGGUGACUCGAUUAGUGUUGGUGAAUUUGAGUAUGAUCAUUUUCUUGGGCCGAACGAUCAAUUCAAUAAGGAAUUGGGUGAAGCCUUGCGAGGAGCUGACAUACCAUUCACCGUGCUGGACAAUGAAAAUUUUACAAAUUUUCUAGCCAAGUACACCAAUUACAUGAUACCAAAUCAAACUUUUAUGCAAGCAAAAUAUAAAACAUAAACAAUAA